Molecule: messenger RNA, 1363 nt
Organism: Cucumis melo (muskmelon)
Lineage: Eukaryota; Viridiplantae; Streptophyta; Magnoliopsida; Cucurbitales; Cucurbitaceae
Exons: 9
Coding region: 1-999 (332 amino acids)
Source: RefSeq, a predicted model, not a curated record
AUGUCGCAAAGCAGUGGGCCUGAUUUCAAUCUACCGGAUGAGAUUUUGGCGGUGAUUCCAACGGAUCCAUAUGAUCAGCUCGAUCUUGCGCGUAAAAUCACCUCCAUGGCGAUUGCCUCUCGUGUGUCGAAUCUUGAAGCUGAAAUGAUAAGGAUGAAGCAAAAGCUUAAAGAGAAGGAAAAAACUAUUUAUGACCUGCAGGAGAAGAUGUCUCACCUCGAGCACGCGAACCAGGAAGCUGAAUCUAGGUUGAAGAUUGCGCUUGAUGAUAAUACGAGGCUUUCCAGGGAACGCGAUUCUCUAUCAAUGACUUCAAAGAAACUUGGGCGUGAUUUAGCAAAGCUGGAGACAUUUAAGAGACAACUUAUGCUAUCAUUGAGUGAUGAAUCCUCUCAAACUGAAACUGUUGAUAUUGGAACCUGUGAUCAAGCAGUUCCUAAAGCAUAUACUGACAAGGAUGAGGUAACUAAUGGACACACCACGCAUUCAUUCAGUGGUUCUACAGAGACGAGAAGCACAAUAGUUGAAGGAAAGCAUAUUGGACAAAGAUUUUCAUCGCCGUAUAUCACCCCAAGGCUCACUCCAUCGGCAACUCCAAAAAUUAUUUCAACCAGUGUAUCCCCCAGAGGGUAUUCCACUGUUGCUUCUCCACAGAUAACGUCUGGUUCAACUUCUCCAACAAAACACUCAUACGAUGGACGAAUUGCACUAUCUCCAUGGUACCCAUCAAGCCAGCAGUCUUCAGCAGCAAGUUCUCCUCCUCGUUCUCGUCAACUGUCUGGUCGCCCUGCCCGGGUGGAUGGCAAGGAGUUUUUUCGCCUAGCCAGGAGUCGUCUGUCAUUAGAGCAGUUUAGUGCCUUCCUUUUGAACAUAAAGGAACUCAAUGCUCAUAAGCAGACUAGAGAGGAAACUUUAAGAAAAGCAGAAGAGAUAUUUGGGACAGAUAACAAAGAUCUUUUUCUGUCAUUUCAAGGAUUGGUUAACCGCAAUGUUCACUAGGCCUCUCUCUACUUGAGACUGUUUAGUUCACACAGGAUCGCUUCUUUUAGAUUAUUAGAAUCCAAAAUGUUUAUUCUCAACGGCUGUCUUGCUCUCUCUGGAGGCGCAUGUAUGCUGCAUGCAGACCCACUAUGUUGUAAAAUAUAAAAGAUCAAACCCUCUUGGAGUUGAAACUUCUUUUGUCUGUAGAAUCAAUGAGUUCAGUUUUUUAGAAGAGUAAGCAAUAUAGAUUUGGAGGGGGAAAAAAAAGAAAAAAGAAAAAGAAAAGGAAAGAAAAAACAGUUGAAUCUACCUCCAUCAUGUGCUUUUUAGUUGUAGCAUCUAAAGCUGCAGCCAGUCUCUUUGACAACUCUAUUUGGGGAAA